This is a messenger RNA of Mesoplodon densirostris (Blainville's beaked whale), 2408 nucleotides long. RefSeq names its product putative spermatogenesis-associated protein 31C1. The record is from RefSeq and is a predicted model, not a curated record. NCBI's taxonomy places the organism in Eukaryota, Metazoa, Chordata, Mammalia, Artiodactyla, Ziphiidae. The transcript is spliced from 4 exons. The coding region runs from base 1 to 2301 and encodes 766 amino acids.
AUGGGGGCCAUUUCAUUGGUGCUAUCCCGCAUUGUCAUCUUUAGCCCACAGAAGACAGAUGCCACAGAGGUUUUCAAGGAUGCUUGUAUUUCUCUCAUCAAAGAAUGUCUUAAUGUCUUGAAGAAGAAUGUUAUCGAUGACCUCUGUGGGGGCAUAACUCAUCAAGUAAAGCUGAAGGGGAGGAGCAGGAGUAGGAAGAAAAGUGGAUCUUUGAAAGCUUGCAGAGAUUUCCUGGAAGAACUGGAGGGGACUCACGACCUGGUUUCACUUCUGCAAAGCUGCCUGGGGAGGCUUCCUGGCAAGGGCAACUUUCAUCAGCUCUCAUGUCAAGACCCUCCUGGUGAGACGUGCAAAGCCGUGCCUGCUGGAGCCUGUGGAAGAUACUGCUUGAAGGGUUGGGAACCCUGCGUGAACACCUCCUGUAGGGUUUCCUUCCUUGAUCCAGACACUCGAGAGGUGCUGGAAGCACAUAUUAAAAGGUUUUGGGUAAAGCACAGGUGGACCCUACCCCUCAAGGUCCUCAAGCCCAUAAAUCUCUUUAAGUCGAAAAAGUGCCAACCCUCCACCGUUCUGCAGUUUGCCACUUCCCCUUCAGCCACCUGUGUGUCUGGGUCCCACUCAACAGUCAAGUUUGCUGAGUUCCUGGAGAAACCUCCUCGGGCUCAUUCAGGAGAUAAGGUGAUAACAGAAGAGUCAGUUCCUACCCUGAAGAGGCCUCUCCUUGUCCCCUCAACUGUGUGUAAGGAAAUCCAGAGUACCCUGGGAGCGGUUCCAUCUAUUGACUACCAUGGGCCCUCAAAGGCUUCUCUGACUGGACAGGAGGGCAGGCCACCUUCUCAGUCCCUCACACUCAGCCUUGUGGGCAGAACCUGGAAGAGUGAGAGUGUGGAAUGGGUCAAGAGGGACAGCCUAGAGCCAGGUCCAAUUUCAGCAACGGUCAGGAAUGAGCCAAGAGAGGAGAGUGGUGGUCAGGCCUCACGAGACCCCUGCCAUAGGGUAACAGUGAUGGAGGUGAACUUAGGAUCCCAAUCUUUGAGAGGUGAAGAGGCCAGGGAGGCUGUGGAGGCCAAGGAGUCUCCUGCUCUUCAACCACAGUCUAGUGUUAUCCUGGAAACCAAAGUGUUGACAAAAUCCCAAACCACAAAUGUACAUAUGAGGAGUUUAGAGGCGCCAGGGGCCAGUAGAAGUUUUCUACUACCUAGACUGUCUGUUUUCCAACAUCCAGGUGAGCCAUGCCUUAACAUGGAGGUUGCUAGUGAGUUUAACUCCAAAGUAAAGGUACAGUCAGACAACCAGCUUCAGGACUUUCCCAAACACAGGUUCCUUGCUGCAGACAACUUGGCUUCUCAGGUGCCUCAGUGCCAUCCCCAGAGAGUCCCCACCAGAGACAGGUUAGCUUCCCAGGAGCCAAGUGGCCUUGUGGAAGCCCAAAGGAGCCACCUAGGGCAGCAGGAGCCCAAAACUUCAAAACUCCAAGACUCAUGGAAGAGCCAGAGCAAGAUGAUUGCCCCUACUUACAAAAGAGAGGACUGUAGGAGGCAUAAACCAGGAGAGCAUGAAGAAAGGUUUAAAGAAUUAGGGACCUCUCAAGCUGGAAGUAUGAGCCGCCCUGCCCAGAUCAGGGGAAUAACAGACUCUCUUGGGAGCAGAUGUCUCCAGCUCAUGCCAGAGAAGAAACAUAGCCCUCCAGAAAGCCUCUUCAGAAAAAGGAUGAGGCUAUUUUUAAAGUGGAUUUUCCCCAAGAAAAAAGUCAAUGGUCGAGAUGCUCUGCAAAAAAAAAAGCCCAUAUCAGCCACUGCCCAGAGUCACGGAUCCGUCAAAAGCAGAUCAACCUUGAAGAGUGGGACUGCUGAGGGUCGGGCAGGCAUGACAGCUGUUGGACAGAUCGUAGAAGAAAAAAGAGCGAUUCACCAUGGACUUCAUGCCACAAAGUUAAACGAACACAGACUGGAGUUCCAAGUCCCAGUAUGUGGGGGUUUCGGCUGCCAUAGGCUUACCUCCUACCCAGAGCAAGGGAGAAUGAUGGGUUCUACAGCCUGCAGUCAUAAAGCCACCUCCAAGGGCCAGAGUUGUCCUAUCAGGGAAAGGGAAGUCAGACACCAACAUAGUUUGAAAAGUGUAAGGUUCGACGAUGAGCAGCUGGGCCUAAGGUGCCUCCCAUCCUUGCCCCCCAAGAAGAGUUUGUUUCCAGUUAGUACCUGCCAGUAUGGGCCAAGGAUUCCAGGUGCCCCAGCCUGCCAUCAACACUACUGUCCAAGGCAUUGUCAUCUUUGGGGAGGUGUCUUGCCUGGUCGACAGUAAAAUCCUUCUUUAGUCUUCCCUUUAGUAGGAAAACAUGUCUCCAAGUAAAAAUUCAGUCCAUGUAGAGAAAAUGAUUUUCUCAUUAGCACAUCCAAGAUAUUUAAUGU